AUGAAGAACAAGGUGGCUAUAGAUCUCGGGGCGAGGGGGAGGGUGGCGGAGAUCCAGUUCGAAGACGAAGCGGAGGGAACCUUCGGGGUCGGCCCCAUCACCGUCAGAUUCCUCAACAGAUUCUCCGGACACGCACUGGGUCGUUCUGCAUUCUCGGAUUCCUCAUGGCUCAGAAAACUGUUCUGGCUUGUUGUCUUCUUCAUCGCUUUAGGCUAUAUGAUAUACGGAAUCAUAGACACCUUGGACGUCUACAUGUCUGGACCAACGAUGACAACGACAAAGAUGGAGGUGAAGGAAAGUCUCCCGUUCCCAGCCGUCACGAUCUGCCCCAACACGCCUCUUCUGAAAAACCUGAGCGACGAUCCGAACAUCUCCCCUGUCCUUCAGCCGCUCUUGAAGAUCAAUGAAGCAUUUGAGAGGAUGCUCAAGGCGCUGCUGUUGCGGGAGGAAUCAUGGAAUCAGCCGGCGGCAGGCGGGGCCUCUCUCGUUGAGGAUACGGUAUACAAGAAGGACUCGAACGGGAUGCAGGAGACUUGCGUCAAACCUUUUGCCGAAUUGUCCCGAAUCAAUGUCCCGAGGGCGAAGAUGCAACUCCAGAAAUUGGUCCAAUCCAGUAAUUACACACUGGAGGACUUCCGGGAAGAUUCGAGAAAUUACUGGAGAAACUAUGUUCUUGACGUCUCUAACUCGAUGCGCUACUGCACUUUCAAUAGGAUUCCUUGCAGCGUAGGUGACUUGAAAUACUCGCCAACGAAAACAUAUGGAAGUUGCGUGACCUUCAACCCCAACGCAGACAAACUCGUCCAGCGUCCGGCCACAGACGAUUUCAUGAGGAACAAUGGAUAUGGCUCCAGAGAUCCGGAAUUCUUCAAGGGCACGAAGCCUUCGGAGGGUCUUCAACUGGUUCUGACAUCGUACGCCUCGAACAGCGUGCUUCUUCUCUCGGGAGCCGAGGGGUUCAGGCUUGGAAUUCAUCAUUCUAAUGGCAAUUCCGAUCCUUUCGAGCAAGGAUUUGAUGUGAACUUCCAAAAGGUUUCAAACGUUGGGAUCCGGAUGGUGGAGUUCGAGCGAUUGCAUCCCGACGCUGGAGGGGAUUGUGCCAUGGAUUCUUACCUCAUCGAGCGAUUCGACCCUAAUAUAUUUAAUGUUCCCAGUGGAACGAAAUAUUCCAAGGAGCUUUGUUUGGACAUGAGCUUUAGCCGUCGCGUAAUGCAGGUCCUUGAAGACGGCCAAGACUGCCUCCUGAAGGAACGCUAUGCUCUUCUUCUGAAGGCAGACGGAAGCACGUCCCAUGAAUGCAAUCUAACACGAUACGGUUUUGAUGCCAUUCGACACUGUUGGGAGAAAUACCAANGGAACAAUGGAUAUGGCUCCAGAGAUCCGGAAUUCUUCAAGGGCACGAAGCCUUCGGAGGGUCUUCAACUGGUUCUGACAUCGUACGCCUCGAACAGCGUGCUGCUACUCUCGGGAGCCGAGGGGUUCAGGCUUGGAAUUCAUCAUUCUAAUGGCAAUUCCGAUCCUUUCGAGCAAGGAUUUGAUGUGAACUUCCAAAAGGUUUCAAACGUUGGGAUCCGGAUGGUGGAGUUCGAGCGAUUGCAUCCCGACGCUGGAGGGGAUUGUGCCAUGGAUUCUUACCUCAUCGAGCGAUUCGACCCUAAUAUAUUUAAUGUUCCCAGUGGAACGAAAUAUUCCAAGGAGCUUUGUUUGGACAUGAGCUUUAGCCGUCGCGUAAUGCAGGUCCUUGAAGACGGCCAAGACUGCCUCCUGAAGGAACGCUAUGCUCUUCUUCUGAAGGCAGACGGAAGCACAGAGAAUUUCGCCUUGGUGAACGUUUACUACCAGAGCAUGGCGGUGGAGAAAGUUGUAGAGACUCUCAUGUACCCAUGGUCGAACUUCAUUGGCACGUUGGGAGGCUUGAUUGGACUCUACAUGGGAUUCUCCAUGAUCUCCCUCCUGGAAGUACUGGAGUGGAUUAUGGACAUGCUCCUUUACGGUUGGAGGAAACCUCGGAACGACAGGAUGGGACCGAAGCGAAGUGUCAUCAUCACCUGGAAUGACACCCUGGAAACGGACAGGGAUAUUGGAGACGGGGGACACUCUGAAUGAAGUCCGUUCUUGAGGAGAUCCAACUGUCAGCACUCGUCAAUCACUGGCGGAAACCUUAGUAUGC
Messenger RNA from Darwinula stevensoni, 2170 nucleotides. The record is from the annotation of a GenBank genome assembly. NCBI's taxonomy places the organism in Eukaryota, Metazoa, Arthropoda, Ostracoda, Podocopida, Darwinulidae.